AUGUCUGCCUUAAGGCGUUUAUCUUCUUCUUCGGAUUCUUCGGAUAUCCCAUCCUCUCAUAAAAGAAAGAAUGCAAGAUCAAAGCGCCCACGCAUUGAAAAUAAUUUGAGUGAUCCCGAGGAGGGUGAAAUUCCCAGUGAUACUGGGGAUGAGGACGACGGUUUGGACGAGGAUCUUUAUGGCGACGAAGAGGAUAAGCAACGACUACUUAAAAUGAGUGAAAAAGAGAGAGAAGAAGAGCUCUAUAGACGAAGUGAGUAUCGAGAAGCGCUAAAGAUUCGAAGGGAUGUCAAAAAAAGAUUAAAGGAACGCAAGGAGAAGGAGAGAGCUGAGCGUGUUGGAAAAGAACCGACUCAAAUUUCAUCAAAAAGUUCUUCAAAACCUUUGCGAAGUUCUUAUGCUAAGGUCUAUAGUUCAGAUAGUGACCAACUAGGGGAUUCUGAUGAAGCAGCCAAAAGCUCUCUUAGAGACCGUAAGCUCACUCUGGCUAUGCAAAAGGAAGGUCGCUCAAAACGUCUACAGGAGUUAGCUGAUAGACGAAAGGAACUUAAGAGUAAAAAAGAGGGCAUGUAUUCUGGUUCAGAUGACUCACAUUCAAAUCGUUCCUCGAAGCAGCAGUACGCUCGUAAUGCUAUUUAUUCCAGCUCUUCCUCCUGUUCUGAAGAUGAAGAACCUGCUAGAAAAUUGGAAAAGACUCAAAGAAGUGUUUCAAGCUAUUCCCGUUCAUCCUCUGCUCAUUCGAGUGCUUCCAGCGAUAACGAACGAGGUCGUAGCCGAUCUCCCGAAGCCGAACAAAUUGGUACUCUGGAGCAACUCAUGCAAGUCCGACUCACCCGUGAUAGACUCGAAACCUGGGUCCACUACCCGUUCUUUGAUGAACUGGUUAAAGGCUGCUUUGUACGAAUCCACGUUGGUGUUCAAAGUGAUGUCCCCAUUUAUCGAAUUUCAGAAAUUGUUAAUGUCAAGGAAAUGUCAAAACCCUACGAUCUUGGCAAAACUCGCACAAACAAGGGCUUGGUUCUUAGACGCGGGAAAGAUGAACAUACCUUCCGCAUUAUGUUUGUCUCAAAUUCCCGCUUUCUGCCCCAGGAAUUUGAGAGCUUCAAGCGAAUUGCUGCCCAAACCGGUAUGAGGUUACCUACAAUGGAUUUUAUUGCCAAGAAAUACAGGGAAAUCCAAAAAGCCAUCAAUGAACCUGUUUGUGAUGAGAAAGUCGUCGAGCAGAUUGUCCAAUCCAAACGGCGCUUUCGUAAAGCCCCGACCAACUUUGCGAUGCGAAAGGCUGAGUUGAUGAAACAACGAGAAGUAGCAAAGGAGAACAACGACGAAAAAGAAGUUGAGCGAAUUGACGCUGACAUAGAGGAAUUGGAAAGCCAAGCGGAGCGCAUUGAACGAAAACGCACGGUAGGAUUCAAGGAGAUUUCCUCAAUCAACCAGAAAAAUCGUGAACUCACUCUCAAGAGGGUUGAAGAGGCUCUUUUGAAAGAAGCUAGAGAGGCGGCGGAAUCAAAGGAAGAAGAUCCCUUUACGCGAAUUCAAUCACAACCUGUCAUUGCUAGCAAAGAAUACCUUCAACGGCUGAGGAAAGAAAGAGCCAUGGGCAAGGAUUACAGUUAG
Molecule: messenger RNA, 1617 nt
Organism: Rodentolepis nana
Lineage: Eukaryota; Metazoa; Platyhelminthes; Cestoda; Cyclophyllidea; Hymenolepididae
Source: the annotation of a GenBank genome assembly